Messenger RNA from Zygotorulaspora mrakii, 2340 nucleotides. It is a transcript of the gene GIP4, whose product is annotated as protein phosphatase regulator GIP4. Gene Ontology annotation, cellular component: cytoplasm. The coding region runs from base 1 to 2340 and encodes 779 amino acids. The transcript has a single exon. Gene Ontology annotation, molecular function: protein phosphatase regulator activity; protein phosphatase 1 binding. The record is from RefSeq and is a predicted model, not a curated record. NCBI's taxonomy places the organism in Eukaryota, Fungi, Ascomycota, Saccharomycetes, Saccharomycetales, Saccharomycetaceae.
AUGCUUGCGAAGGCUGCGGCAAAUGCAUUGGCACCUACAAUAAAGGGAGCAGUUUUUCUAGAUAAUAAUGAUGUUAAAAUAAUUCAAUAUAAAGCAGCUCUUUAUAAAUUAAUUGAAAUGUCCAGAUUGUUGAGCGUGCUGCAAAAAAAUUUGGAAAAGCCAUCAGGGAGCACAAUAAUACCACUUAUAAACUACAUUUUAGUGCUUUUUGAAGGACCAUUGUUCAAUGUACACCCUGUUAUGAGGAAGAGAUUUCAAUUGCUUUCAACGUUCAAAAUUAGCAAAGUGGCACAUAUAAAUCCAGCAUUGAACACUGCGGAUACGCCCAUUUCAUUUACAUUAUCUACCGUUGAUGAAAUUGCUGACUUUCUGCCAAAGUAUAUGUACGAUAGAGGACUACAAUUCAAGCUUUUGGGUUGCUUGCGGAGCUUGGUCAAUAACGCGAGCACCUUAUAUGAAAGAAAACUGAGGCAGAUUCAAAUCGAAAGAAACUCUAGACGAUCGACUGAUUCACUUGGGCGACCUGUUCCUUUUGAGGUAGGCUCUAUUGAAGAUAUUUUGAGACCAAGAGAAUCGAGUUUAUGUUUAGAUUUGGCAGUAUUAAUAAACAACAGGGAGGAAGACACUUCUAUCGUUUCCAUGCAUAAAUUGCAAACUCAAGUAUUGAGUAAAUUUGUAAUCUCAUUUAACACCAAAGUUUGGCCAGUAUUGAAGAAUUACUACUUACAACUGAAGAGGUUUUCCUUGGCCAAACCGACUUCACCAAUAGCUAUGAGUGAAUUACCGUACUGGGAACAUAGUCUUCAUCGAAUAUAUGCACUGCUUCUAAGAUCAUUGAAUAUUCUUGCUAUGUGCCUGAGUUUGGCAAGGCAGAUAUAUUAUUCCAAUAAAACCUACCUUAAUGCGCUAAGAACAAAACUCUUGAGCGAAAAUGCAUUCGCCUAUGAAGAAACUUUGCAUAAACUCGAAGUCAUGUGCUCAUUACCUGAGGUUCAACAGACAAUGUCAGAGUUACUUAUAUCCCUCAAUAAUUUCUCAAAACCGGGCUCAACACAUCAUGUGCAUCCAAAAACUAUAGUUGAAAUAUACCAAAAUGUUAUCGCUAAAGUUAUUCCUAUCAUCAGUAAAUUAUUUAAUACUCUGGAGACAUUUUGUACCAUGUGGAAGUUUAUAGAAACCAAUCAAGCAGCUUCUAGACUGUUCGAAAACAAGACUGAUGAUGCGCUGAAUAAAAUGCUGACAGAGAGACUGGCAGUUGAUAAACUAAGCCACGUUGAGAAGCAAAAGAAAUUCAGAGGCCAGGUUUCUCCAUCGCCGUCAAGUAGCAACAGUUCAUCUAGGGGAUCUCUUACACGAGCUGUGGGGAGUAAAUCUGGUAAUUCCUCUACAGUUUCUGUGCUAUCAAGUACUGCAAGCUCGCCUGGCAAAGUAUCUCCAUUAAUGGCGAGAUCAGAAUCUUUAGAGAAGAACGCGUCCAAAUUCUCGAUUUAUAGCUCCCCGCAAGUUUCAAGAAGGGGCUCAAUAUCUGAGAGUCGAACUUCAAACUAUGCUAGCAUAAUUUCCAAGACAUCUUUCGAGCAAAAGAACUUCACGAAGUCGCCACUUUCGAAUGCCAAGCGUAUCGGAAGACCACGGUCUUCAUCUUUGCAGUCGCCCCUGGAUGAUAAGCGAAACUUACAUUCUCUAUCAUCAGCUCAAUCCAGAUCCAGCUCGUUGCAAGCGGAGGCUGCUGUCAAUCAAAAAAUUGUACAGAGUACGAUGAAUCAGGCAUCAUUAAAGAGAAGUGAAAUGACUGAUAAAGAAGUAAACGGCAUCAAGUCAUCACCAUUGCAGUCCCAAAGGAAAAGCUCCCCUCAGAGUAUUACAACCAGAGACAUGAAUAAAUCUGGGACAGAAGUAGAUCUUGAAGGCAUUAUAUCAUCCAGAAUCUCCUCAUUAUCUUUCAACAAGGAUGAGAGUGACGGAUUGGACGAAUUAUCAAAGCAGAGCCUAGAUGUCACUGAAAUAGAUGAUGAUUCAUGUGGGGAAAGUGAAGAGAUUUUUUGCCUCAAGAAAGUACGUUUCAGUGGUGUUCCUCCCAUGUCGUUAGAUGAAAAAAGGUCUCCGACAAAAAAAGGUUGGUACAAAAAACCAGCGGUUCUGCAUUAUCCUCCACCACCUACGGCUAUUUCUGGUCAGAAAUAUAGAUUGCGCCAAGAAGGGAUGGCAUUCAAAACAAGUUUGAGAGACACUGGUUCAGACCCAAAAAAAGUAUUCACGACAAUGAGCAUGGACGUGUCGCCAACGAAAGAAACUGCGGCACAGCGACUUACGUCUAAAUUACGUGAUAAGCUUAGGUGA